CCGCCGCUGCAGAGCGACGCUGCCAGGGAAACACACACGCACGCGCACACACACACAUGUAGACAUUUAAGGGUCCAGAUUUCAGCAGCCUCCUCACACACACUCACACGGCUCCGUGACCCGGCCGUCGGCGAUGGCUCCCCGCCUCUUCGGUGAGCGGCGGCUGUAGCAGCACCUUCAGCGGGACAGUCGGGUCAGGAAUAACCCGGCUGGACAGAGAGGAGAGCGCCACAGCUGCGGCGUGUGUGUGUAGUCCAGGGCAAUCAUGCCACUGGUGAAGCGGAGUAUCGAGCCCAGGCACCUCUGCCGGGGGGCGCUGCCUGAGGGGGUGACCAGUGAGCUGGAGUGUGUGACCAACAGUACUUUGGCUGCCAUCAUCAAACAGCUGGGAGGACUCAGUAGACAUGCAGAGGACAUCUUUGGGGAGCUGUUCAAUGAAGCUAACAGCUUCUAUAUGCGUAUGAACAGCUUACAGGAGAAAGUGGACCUGUUGGCGGUCAAGGUUACACAACUGGACUCCACUGUUGAAGAGGUGUCCCUGCAGGACAUCAACAUGAGGAAGGCCUUCAAGAGCUCCACCAUUCAGGACCAACAGGUGGUCUCCAGAAACUCCAUCCUGAACUCAGUCAUGGAGAUGUAUCAACGCUGUGACAAACCACCUCCUCUCAACAUCCUUACUCCAUACAGAGACGACAAGAAGGAUGGCCUCAAGUUCUACACAGAUCCUUCAUACUUCUUCGACCUGUGGAAGGAAAAGAUGCUGCAGGCCACCGAGAACAAGAGGAAGGAGAAGAGACGACAGAAGCAAGAGCAGAAACACCUAGAAGACCCCACUCGGGAGGUGAAGAAAGUGCGGAAAGCUCGGAAUCGUCGACAGGAGUGGAACAUGAUGGCGUAUGACAAAGAAUUCCGUCCAGACACUCGCCUCACGCCGUCCCCCUACCACGGCAUUUCGUCUGAGGGCUCUUUAUCUCCUGACAGGUCUGGUAUGUCAGAUGAGCAUUCCUAUCCUGCCAGCCCUAAUCACCCUCAGGACAUGGGUGGAGCAGGGGCUGAGGGAAAAGAUUCUGGCCCGACUCAGACUCAGUCUCUGGACCGUGCUUACCGCCCUCCUGCCUCUGCCGCUGCUGCAGCUGCCCGUCAGCACUCUCUGGGCCGCGUGCAGCAGCACCACGGAGCUCUGCCCCCAGACUCCUCCCUCAACGGCCCACGACCUACAGCUGCCAAAGAAUACAGUGGUCAUCAGAUGCCAGAGCACUUUGUUCCUCCUGCACCUCCUCCCCCUCCCCCAUUGAUCCCCUCUGCUCAGACCGCCUUCGACAGCACCUCCGGACCUCCAGCCCUGGCCCCUGGCACAGUGGCUGCUCUGUCCCGCCCCUACAGCCCAUCUCCUCCCCCUGCCCCGCCCUCAGCAUACGCCCCCUCACCGUCCCACCCUGUGAGCUGUGGACCCCCAGUCGCUCCACCUCCUCCCCCUCCAGGACCCCCAACCCACGCUCCAUCUCCAGCCAGAGCUGCCACACACGUGUCUGGAGAGGCCACGCUGCCCAGGAAGGGCCAGGUGCCUCUAAUCCCCAUGAGCGACGCCCGCAGCGACCUGCUGGCUGCCAUCCGCAGAGGCAUCCAGCUGCGGAAGGUGCAGGAGCAGAGAGAGCAGGAAGCUAAGAAGGAGCCAGUGGGCAACGAUGUGGCCACCAUCCUGUCCCGCCGCAUCGCCGUCGAAUACAGCGAGUCGGACGAGGAAUCAGAGCCUGAGGAGAACGAGUGGUCUGACUGAGGUGGGCAGAGUCUGCCACCGCUCGCUGUCCCAUACAUGCUGCUGCUAAUUUCACAUUACCAGGUCACACACACUUUCCUCAUACAGAUGGACAUCCUCUCAAGAAUGAGGAGUAUAAAAGAAAGAAGCAAAGCUGGAAAUAAAGGAGUGUAAGAAAAGUAGGAGUGACUGAAACAGAGGAGAGGAGAGGAGAAGAUAGGAGAGGAGAAGACACAGGGCUUGCGUGCAAUAAACAAGAAAAAGUAUUAAGAAAGUGUGGAAGAAAGAAGGAAAGAAGGGAAAGGAAGGAAAAAGAAAGAUGAGCACUGAAAAAAGGAAUGCAAAUGUAUUUGUUUCAAAUAUAUAUAUAAUUUUCACAUUAAUAAAAUAAAUCGCAUUUAUAUUGCAUUACAAAUAUAAUAAUAUGUUUAGAUUUCAUAUUUAUGCCGCAGUUAGUUCCGACCUUGCAGUGUGGCUGACAGGCAUUCUGUGAGCGCCAGUGUCUUCUGACCAAAUCUCUCAAGUAUCACUUCACCUUAUUCACAUGUAACCCAGGCCCACCAGCCACUGUAGAAAAGUAAUAGCUGUAAAAAAAAAAAAAAAACGUAACAGGUUUAAAAUUACAAGUAAGAAGUCUGACGAAAUGAAUCAAAGAUCAUUU
Molecule: messenger RNA, 2417 nt
Organism: Pygocentrus nattereri (red-bellied piranha)
Lineage: Eukaryota; Metazoa; Chordata; Actinopteri; Characiformes; Serrasalmidae
Product: wiskott-Aldrich syndrome protein family member 3
Exons: 9
Coding region: 266-1777 (503 amino acids)
Biological process (GO): actin cytoskeleton organization; positive regulation of Arp2/3 complex-mediated actin nucleation
Cellular component (GO): cytoskeleton
Molecular function (GO): actin binding; protein kinase A regulatory subunit binding; Arp2/3 complex binding
Source: RefSeq, a predicted model, not a curated record